Syngnathus acus (greater pipefish) is the source of this 3476-nucleotide messenger RNA. Its product is annotated as frizzled-6-like. The record is from RefSeq and is a predicted model, not a curated record. Gene Ontology annotation, molecular function: Wnt receptor activity; Wnt-protein binding. The transcript has 9 exons. NCBI's taxonomy places the organism in Eukaryota, Metazoa, Chordata, Actinopteri, Syngnathiformes, Syngnathidae. Gene Ontology annotation, biological process: non-canonical Wnt signaling pathway; canonical Wnt signaling pathway. Gene Ontology annotation, cellular component: plasma membrane. The coding region runs from base 433 to 2460 and encodes 675 amino acids.
GGUUGGAGUAGCCCAACGGGAGCUGGUUAGUUUUUUUGUUUUUCAGGAAACACGCUAUCAAAUUUCACUCAGUUUACUCCAAAGUUAUCCUUGUAUCCAGCUCCAGCUCAAACUUGGCUCAUAACAGUUGUUGCAGCCGAGGCAGCGAUGUUUACUGCGCGGUGCCAGAAGUUAGUGCUUUGCUGCCUGAAGAUCAAUACCUGUUUACGGUCGUGUUGGCUGUCUCUCUCUAAAAACACAUGCAGCGGGCUAAUGGGGAAGCACCACCAUCUGCUCCUGCCAUCGCCUCCAACGAGAUGACCCCAGGAUAGGUGGAGCCGUGAGAGUCAGGAUAAUUCACUAUUUGGGUUAAGAUACCCUCAACCUGAACCUAAAGGAAACAAGUUGUUCACACUGGAAAAUAAAUUAUCCCAAAAGUUCCAGUGAGCCCUCAUGAUGAUGUUUUUGGUAUGGUUGGGUCUGCUUUGGCUGCAAAGCUGCAGUGCUCACAGCCUCUUCACCUGCGAGCCAAUUCGGGUUCAUCGGUGCAUGGGACUGUCCUACAAUAUGACUUUCUUUCCCAACAUGAUGGAGCACUAUGAUCAGGAUGUUGCAGACAGAAAAAUAGAGCCAUUUAUGCCCUUGGCAAGUCUUCGUUGUUCCCCAAAUGUCCACCACUUCCUGUGCCAGGCUUUCUUCCCAGUAUGCACUGAGGAAAAUACAGUGCUGCAGCCUUGCCAAGAAGACUGUGAGGCUGUAAUGUCCGAUUGUCAGGAGAAAAUUCAGAUGUUUGGCAUUAUUUGGCCUCCUGAGCUACAGUGUGACAAACUUGACCCAUGUGGCUUAGGAGAUCGUACCGAGCUUCCCACAACCACCCCAAUGAGCUCAAUAUCUGCUAAAAGGGACUUGGGCUUUUGGUGCCCACUGCAGUUGAAAGCUAAACCUGGCCACGGCGCAUCAUUCCUUGGAGCUCAGGACUGUGCUCCGCCAUGUUCCAAUAUGUAUUUUAAACCCAACAGCAUCGAAUUUGCCAAGAAUUUUAUUGGCGUGUGCUCCAUCAUUUGCUUGGGUGCCACUCUCUUUACCUUCCUUACUUUCCUCAUCGAUGUCAAACGCUUUCGCUAUCCCGAGCGUCCCAUAAUCUUCUAUGCAGUUUGCUACAGUUUUGUUUCACUCAUAUACUUUGUCGGCUUCCUGCUGGGCAACGGCGCAGCCUGUAACAAGGCAGUCCACCCUACUGGUGUGGACACAGUUGUCUUGGGCUCCCAAAGCAAAGGCUGUACUCUGCUUUUUAUGUUCCUCUACUUUUUCUCAAUUGCUGGAAUCGUCUGGUGGGUCAUACUCACCAUUACCUGGUUCCUGGCAGCUGGACCCAAAUGGAGCUGUGAAGCCAUAGAGAAGAAAGCGGUGUGGUUCCACACCGUCGCCUGGGGAAUCCCCGGAGCUUUAACUGUCAUGCUGCUAGCCCUGAACAAGGUUGAAGGGGACAACAUUAGCGGGGUUUGCUUCGUGGGACUCUACGAUCUGGAUGCCCUGCGCUACUUUGUGAUCGCGCCCCUGUGUGUGGGCGUCAUAGUCGGUCUCUUCCUCAUCCUAGCGGGCAUCAUUUCUCUGAAUCACGUGCGGCAGGUUAUACAGCACGACGAGCGCAACCAGGAGAAACUCAAAAAGUUUAUGAUCCGCAUAGCUGUGUUCAGCUGCCUCUACCUGGUGCCACUGGUCACCUUGUUAGCAUGUUACGCCUAUGAACAGAGUCAUCGCAGCACCUGGGAGAACACAUGGAUCAAUGACCGCUGCCAAGAAUAUAGCAUCCCCUGCUCACACAAGACAACGGAGCAUCAACGACCUGACCUGUCUCUGUUUCUGGUGAAGUACUUGAUGACCUUGGUUGUUGGAAUCUCUGCGGUGUUCUGGGUCAGCAGCAAAAAGACCUGCUCUGAGUGGGCCUACUUUUUCAACAGGACCCGCAAAAGAGAUCCCAUCAGCGAGAGCCGCCGAGUACUGCAGGAGUCCUGCGAGUUCUUCCUCAAGCAUAACAGUCGUGUCCAGCACAAGAAGAAACACUACAAGUCAACCUCACAUAAGCUCAAGGUCAUCUCAAAGUCUAUGGGCACAAGCACUGGCGCCACACCAACCAACGCCUCCGUUGGUGCUGGAACUUCACCUCUGGGAAAUCAUGAGCGCCAGAGCAAGGGCACUUCAAGCCGAAGCUCCAGGCGUGAGGACAAGGAGCGAGCAGAGGGAGAGAGACGUAGCAAAGGGGGGAGCUCUGGACAAGUUAGCAGCAAAUCGUGGAGUUUACACAGCAGAGUACCGGAUGCAUUGAUGACACCAAAGAGUGAGCAGUCAGAGGUCAGACCAGUUCCGAUCACACAGCAGGAUUCAGCUCAGGGCCCAUCUUCCGGCAUUGAAGACUCCACCCACCAGCAGAUGCCCAAGGUGUCUGAGGAGGAAAAGGACAUAAAGGACAGCAACUGCUGAGACACUGAUGGCAGGCACUUGACUCUGAUUGUAUCCAUUGGUUGAGGAAAAGUUACUUAGUGUGCACAGCCACAAAGUAAUAUUUAUACCUCCACAACUUCAAAAGUAUUUUUUUGUUCUCGAUUUGCAUUCUGAGUGACUUUAAGAUUUGUAGUAAUUUAGUCGAGUUUUUACCGAUAUAGCUCUAUGCCAAGUACUACAUUACCUGUGGACUGAUUUGAAACUGUAAGUCUUCUGUUUUUUAUGGCAAGCUCUUAAUGUGAAUAUUCUGUUUUCCCCUCCAUUCAAUGGAUUAGUCACUACACUGGGCAUUCUAAUGUGAGGUCAUGAUGUUUCCAAACCUUCAAUAAGAGGGGGAGUGUCCCUGUGGUUUGUUUAAUGUACUAUUCCAGGAAAGAGAGUGUGUCAUCAAAAAUCAUCAUACAGUUCUACUUUUAAAUAUAUGGUAAGUCAUGAUAAUUGUAUUUGUUUUCUUGAAUGUUUUGGUUGUACAGCUCCUCACUUUGUUGGUUGGGCCAGUGAAUGUUAAUUCGAAGAGUGUUUUUAAUUUGAUAAUUUGCUUAAUUUAAAAGGUAAAAGCAGAUGUUUCACAUGUGUCGGUGAUGUCAAUGUUGGCAUUAAAAUCCGUCUGUGAAAACCAAACUUGAUUUGGUGACCAUGCAGAGCUAUUUUUAUUUUAAAAUGAUUUGUCAAAUUUGUUUUGGUGUUAUCUAUAAAAUACACUACACUUAAGUCUUUCUCUGAUUUAUACUAGGAUUCAUCGUCAAAAUCUGCUGUGCAAGGAUUAUACAUUUCAUUAAAAUGUUACCUUCCUGUUUAAGUGUCAAGGUCGUCUCACUGUGGCCAAUUUAAAGGGAAACAUUUAUCUGUUACAGAUGCUGAUAGUGGCUAUAGCUUUUUGUAUUUACUGACAUUGUUUCGCUGCUUCUUAUCUCUUUUAAAUAUGCCUUUUUAGUUUUAUGUAUUUUUUUUACAACAAAAAAGCAAAACGUGAAUAAAAGAUUUUAUUGCAUGCA